GUGUUUCUCACAUUUGGAAAACACUCGAUCAAUCUUUUGCCAGCUGGUUGCAUCCUGUUGUUGAGGGAGCUCAUUUAAGUUUCCCAUGGUCUGAUAACCAAAUAAAUGAAGCUGAAUUCAUGUUCAAGAUAUUUACUAUGUGUUUAAAAUAUUCUCAUGAACAAUUGCUCAUUAAUCAUAAUUGCGAAAAGUAUAUACUGUCAUACUUGUGGGGCCAUUAUGUACAGUCUUAUGUGUCACAUGGCUAUCGCCAUUAUUCUAUAUCAUUAUGUCACACGGAAUUGCUAAAGCUUCCCUGGCACCAAUUUCAUCCUGAUGCAGAAGACAUCGAAGGAAUGUGCAAAGUACUUCAGAGUGAUUUAAAGGAAAGUAAAGAAUUCUUAGCAAAAAUCAGCUUAGAAAUUCCAUGGCUCGAUGUCAUGAGUUAUGUUUCAUCAACGAAACCUCCUGAAUAUGUUGGAAAAACAUUAGGAACCCUUGCUAAGUUAUUAAUCAUAUCAGGAUGGGAUACAUCCACAAAGAAGAAAAAAUUUCAACAAAACGACUUUAAAGAACUUGAAACUUUGCCAUGGUAUUUUCUCCACUUAGAUGACGUUGAAGGUCUAUUGAGCUUGUUUUUCUCAGGACCAGAUAUUGCGAAAAUUUUACUAGGAGUUUCGCAAAAUGCACAUCAAAUUCUUCUAUUUCAAUUUUUGAAAUUUUUAUGUUGCAUGAGUGCAAAUUCAAGCUCAGAAGGUUGCUGCACACCAAAACGUUUGUUGUACCUACAUAAAUACACAUCUUCACUAUCUGUGUGUAUUUCAGCUAAGAAGGAAUUAUUUUUAAAAAACUCAGACAAUUUUAAAACCAUGUUGCCAUCUCUACUGAAAGAUAUUGAAGUAGUUGUGUCAAAAGGUGUAAAAUCAGAUGAGAUAGUCACCAAUGCUCUGCCUCUUGUUAGAGAAGUGAUUGGCUUUCUUAACAGUAUUGCUGAACCUACACUUGAGAAAGUAGCAACAGAUUCGGUUGUUUCGUGGUUGACUUCAAAUCACCGCAGCCCACUGCUACUUCCUUGUCUUAAAUCAUCUUGCUGUUGUCUAAAUACUAUGGCAAACAUGGUGAUCAUCUGUGAAUGCUGUAUUGAAUCACGUUUUGCAGAUUCCCAAGAUGCGGUUGAAGCUUCUUCUAUUUUCCAGCUGAUAUCUUCUUAUUUCCAAGUGCCUUAUGGCCACUGUGAUGAAUUUGUGCAAGUGUGUGUUCAGAAAAGAGCAUUUUUGGCAAUGUACUGCUAUGUAUUGCAAAAAAGGUCCAAUAUGACUUCAACAGAAUCUAAGAAACAACUAGUCUGGUCUCUCGUUGAUUGGAUAAGAAGAGCAAGAGUCAGUGAAAAUUGUGAAGCCAAAUCUCUCCUUUUAUGGGACAAAAUUCUUGAGUUGUGCAUUAUACUAACUUCUGAGGAUGAAGUUCAGAGUGUUCAAAAAGUUCUCCUUUCAUUCUGCAAUGAGCUAAAUGCUUUCAGUGAAGAUAGAGUAAACACUGGAGUUCUUGGUGCUAUUGGAUUUGGGCGUCACUCAGAGCUUUCUGUUAAUUUCAGAUUUAUGUGCUGUGCCAUGGUUGCAUACCUGCUUCUGCAAAUUCCUGACAAUGCUCCCAUUCGGUUGGAGGCAAUGGCGUCCGGAUAUUUAACUCCUGAGGACAGUGGUAGCCAAAAAAGAUCUCCAAAACUCCCUCAGCCAUCUCAAGCGGCUUUGAAAGCUUUGGAAAAACUAAAUGCUUUGUUAGAUAAGAAACCAUAUUCUGCUUUGCGUUGCCAGGUGAAUGAUGCAAUCAGCUGUAUCCGUGACCCAAAAAAUUCAUUUGUAGAAAGUCGCCAGUUUUUGAAGCGCUUUGCUCUUCUUGCAUUUCCUAAAGACAAUUUUUUACAUGCUUUAAGUUAGUGAAGCGCAUUUUAAUUUUAUGUUUGCAGAUGACUGGUUUUAUUUAUGUAAACAAUCAUUGUUUGUAAAAGCUGUGAUAUUAAAAAAAUCUGGACAUUUCUCUCA
This is a messenger RNA of Uloborus diversus, 2021 nucleotides long. RefSeq names its product ectopic P granules protein 5 homolog. Gene Ontology annotation, cellular component: cytoplasm. Gene Ontology annotation, biological process: autophagosome maturation. The record is from RefSeq and is a predicted model, not a curated record. The transcript has 10 exons. NCBI's taxonomy places the organism in Eukaryota, Metazoa, Arthropoda, Arachnida, Araneae, Uloboridae. The annotation marks the transcript as partial.